AUGUAUGCUCCCUUUCGACUUGCAAAAUCGGCGUUUGGGGGUGGUAAAAUGGCUCUUGCAAUGGUGAAAGGUUUUCUCUCAGCAGGUCUUACAAAGCCUGAAAUAAUUGCCAGCGUACAUCCAGAUGAUAAACAAAGUUAUACGCUAUUGGGUAAAAUGAGUUUAGACGGUGGUAAAAAUGAACCGGUUGUAGAGAAAUCGGAUAUAGUAUUUAUAUCAGUUAAACCACAGGUGCCUGUUAUAUUACCUGAAAUCAGACCAUUGAGCAACAACAAGUUGUUUAUUUCAAUAGCCAUGGGCAUCACUUUAAAGAUGUUAGAACGUGAGUUGCUGAGGACUGGGUCAAUUAUCCUCAGUGCUGAUCCAUUAAUGCCUAAUACUCCGGCACUGGUGAAAGCGGGAUGUUCGGUAUAUGCACGCGGUAAAGGCAAGAAAACGAUGCGAGUUAACAAGUUACUUUUGAGCGCAGUUGGCACAUGUGAAGAAGUUCCGGAAAUUUGGUUUGAUCCCAUUACAGCUCUGGGCGGAAGUGGACCAGCUUAUGUAUUUGUCAUGAUUGAGGCAGCGGAUGGCGGGGUUCGAAUGGGUUUGCCGCGUGAUUUGGCAUAUCUUGCCGCACAAACUGUUUUGGGCUCAGGAAAAUUGGUACGCGAUACAAGAGAACAUCGGUGUCUUGAAGGACAAUGUAACUAG
This is a messenger RNA of Bactrocera oleae (olive fruit fly), 693 nucleotides long. NCBI's taxonomy places the organism in Eukaryota, Metazoa, Arthropoda, Insecta, Diptera, Tephritidae. The record is from RefSeq and is a predicted model, not a curated record.